This is a messenger RNA of Schistosoma margrebowiei, 627 nucleotides long. The record is from the annotation of a GenBank genome assembly. NCBI's taxonomy places the organism in Eukaryota, Metazoa, Platyhelminthes, Trematoda, Strigeidida, Schistosomatidae.
AUGACUAACAAACCAAUUGCUCCUCAAAAUUCUCAGACACCAGAAGAUUCAACAGAACGGUUCGAUCCACAGUCGAUUAGUUUACGAGCUCAAAAAAAGUUGGUUGGAAAUUUACCAAAAGGAAUUAUUAAAUUAUUUCUUGAUGAUUCAUCGGCUCGUUUAUUUGAAAAUAUAUUUAGUUUGAUCAAACAAUAUACAGGUAAUAAUAAACUAGCUGCUUAUCUAACAAAGCAGGCAAUUAAAUUAAAUGUCAAAGCCUUAAUUUUAAUAUCAAAUGAUAUACUAUCAGACGAACAGUUGAACCAUGCUUAUGAAUUUCAUGAGAAAUGUCAUCAAAUAGCUGAGAUCGCAUUGCGCUUAGGUCGACCCAAGCGUCGUCUAAUGCCGGGUGUUGAACCGUCAAUUGAUAAAUUGAUACAAACAAUGAAAGAGGCUAACCAAACGUUAAUAGAAGCUGUUAAGCACCACAUUAGUCAACAAUCACAAGACAAGUUUAAAGAAUUUUCGGAAUUUUUCUGUCGUCGUGAAUUUGUUGUUGAAGUGUUUACUAAUAAAGUGAAAUAUUCAAUGCAUAUGGAAAAAAUCUAUGAUGACCUCGAAGAUAUGAUGGACCGUGGCUUAUUUUGA